Alternaria postmessia is the source of this 4068-nucleotide messenger RNA. RefSeq lists its product as uncharacterized. The record is from RefSeq and is a predicted model, not a curated record. The transcript is spliced from 7 exons. Bases 1 to 4068 code for a protein of 1355 amino acids. NCBI's taxonomy places the organism in Eukaryota, Fungi, Ascomycota, Dothideomycetes, Pleosporales, Pleosporaceae.
AUGCACUGGAGGAAACACGACAGUACGGCGGAUCGAAAGAUGCACAGCGACUCAGAUGUCAAUGUCGACCAAGUCGAUGCUGACGAUGGUGAGGCUCAAGCAGAGAUUGAAACACCAACGUCAUCGGCCGUGAGGCCUCGUGUUGAAGAUCACAUUGACUCCUCUGAGGACGAGGUGGUCUGGAAGGGUCGAUUGGAUGUGCGAAAUACUCAUCCUUCUACGAAGAGGCGAACGAAAGCUUCGAGUAUCCCAGGCGCAGAACCUUCAUUCGACCGACAAAGCGAGGCUGCGAAAAACAAGGUGACUGCACCAGGUUAUUCAUACCCAUAUUCUUCUGCGUUCUACCAGCCAUAUGCGCAGUCUUUCUGGCCAUAUCCGCCAUCUUAUCCAUCAAUCUAUCCGCCGGCCUACCCACCAGCCUACCCACCAGCCUAUCCACCAGUCUACCCACCGACCUAUCCGUGGUUCUAUGCUUUACCUGGACCAUACAAGAUUCCGAAUCUAAUAACUCAAAACGGUCCAGCGCAGCAAAAUCCCCGUGAUGGAGAACAGUCUAACGUGGCUCACCUUGACGACCGAAUAGGGCUUGAGACAACGAUCACCCGUAACGGAAACCCCAGAACUAGGAGCGUCACGUUUUCUAGUGAGACCGCAACAACUGGCAAACAGCGGACUAAGUCGACGAGGAAGAAAUCCACAUUGAUGAAUGAAAACACACUCAAAGGAGAUAAGCAGUCUGAUUAUGCUGUGUCGGGAAGCUUAUCGUAUGAGGGCCCGAUUUCAUUGUCUCGUGAUGGCAAUGAUAUCUGGGAUGAGAAUGUCGCUGAACCGGUUGUUAAAGAGUCGCCACCGCCACCAGAACCGGAGCCUUCCUCGCCACCAGAUGGGGAGAAGAGCUCUGACUGGGGUUCGAGUUCGAUAUGGGGCGCAUCUAAGAAAAACAAAAAGAUAAAGAGAAAGAAGAAUCAAUUCGUUGAGCGAGAUUCAACUCCCACAGCUCUAUCCAAGCCUAUAAUCGAAGAUGCCGCUUCUGUUGGCCAAUCCGUCGCUUCUCAUUGCGGAUCACAAGAUCAUCCACUCUACCCUAUUGUGGAUUCUGCGUCAAUCCUGGCUUCUACACGCCAUAGGGGCCAGGAUAAGCCUCUGGAUGAAGUCAACCCAGAACACAUCAUUGAAGAAGAUGCCAACAGGAGUCAUGUGCCGUAUCUAGCCAUCGAAGAUGCACAGUGGAUGUCGAAGGACGCCGCAAUUCAUGAGUCUUUCUCGCAACGAGCACCGACAAUCGACCUUGCUAGUGAACAUAUUGUCAGACCCGCAACGCAUAUCAAUCCAAAUAAUUUGGUCAUCCCGGUCACGGUCCAGAACAGCCAUACCGCUUUCUACUCGCAGUUUUCAAUGCCAUCACAAAUGAAGUGGCCUGACCAUAGGACUUCUGUUGGAAAUAGAAGCAUGGAUGUCAACAAGGUUGUCAGCGCAAAACGUUUAAGACGAAGGGAUGGCUCGUAUUCGAUGGAGCUUUACUGCAACGAAGGGCCGUCUUCUACCAAGAAAGAUGGCGAUUAUCAAAUGCAGUGGCUGCACCUGCAGACAAAUCGCUUGAACCUCACAGAAUUUGAGGACGCUUGCUUGAGUGCUCCGGGAAUCAAUGGCAAAACAAAAUUCGUAUUGCUGACCCUUCUCGAACAGGUCCAAGCUAAACAUCAAAAGCAGCUGUUCGAUGGGUAUCUCAUCGAACCUGGUACAGUGCUCCGGUGCGAUGGCAAUUCUCCUGGUGACGCCGAAGUCAUGCAGCCGUCUGCGACCUUUAUGUGCUUUCCGUACCUCUCGGUAGAUAUGCGCAAGCGGACCGUUCAUCCGCCUGUGCUUGGCCACCCGACCAGAAGUAUACUGCAAACACUCUAUCCAUACGAAUCGACUGCAUUCCGUGAGGAACCUCCAAGCUUUUGUAGUGAUCAGCCCGCAGCGUCAGAUCGGGUUCUUUACGUUCCGCAAUGUUGGAUCGUGAUUCUCAACUCUGAUAUUGUAAUAUCGUGCGCUGAGCUCGAUAGUAAUGACAUUACGAAACCAGCGGUUUCGCUCUCGAACCACAAGAAGAAAUUACCACUUGUUGAGGAAUACCCGAUCGAGGACGAUGAUUCUGAUGCUUCGAGCAUGACGAACACUUUCGAUUCCCCAUUGCAGAAUGUCGAUGCUACCACACCUCACGAAACGACAGAUGGAACGAUACCACAGCCACAUGUUGCAGCUGAUGAUCUGAAUGAUCGGGAUCGCAUAUUAACUCAGAACAACUCUUUCAAUGUCGCGAAGCCCAUCAGAAUGCCCCCAUCCACUCUAGGAGGUCCCCACGUCGAUGCAGAUCCCGCGUCCCUUGACACUACCAGUCCUGCCAACGACUUUCACAAAGCGCAAUCCGAGGGCUUAUCACUCACGAUAGAAGAAGCCAGUGAAGUAGAAGAAUCUAUUCUUGCGGUACUGAAUUCGUUGAAGGAGCCUCAAAUGACUACUGAGUACCUGGCAAGGUUCAAAUUGGAGAUCUCUCGUAUACUCGGGAUAUGGAGUCGCGCCCCGCAGAGAGCGCAAAGGCGCGAAGGUAGGAUUUUAGAGCGGUUGCAGGACGGUGUAGCUCGUGCGGGACUACUACGCGAAAUGUGCGAUCUUGAGUCAGAGAGCAGAGAGUUCUCAUCAAACCUCACGUACCGCGAUGCUAUACUUAAAGCACUCGGUAUUGAGGACUCAUCAUUACAGAAAGAGCUGGAAAAUCUUGGCGAUGUGGUCAAGAUUGCUAUGACUCUUUUCAAAGGCAUUCAAGACACAAAUACUGCAAAAGCAACUGGAUUUGCAAAGGGAACACUCGAGAUCGUCAAGCCGUUCUUGACCUGGGUAUUGAUCGACGCGGGGAUAGACCAGAGGUACGCGACACUUUUCUUCCAGGAAAAACAGAAUGGGAGUCCUAUUUAUCUCAUACGUCCUCUCGAAGAGAGUUUUACACAGACUCAUAAGAUCGGGAGGCCAAUUGAACCAAUCGAAUCUUGUUUCGAGUGCCAAAAUGGACGACCGUACAAGUCGCAACAAGACGCUAUGAAUCACCUCAAUCAAUUUCACUAUAGUAACAGCUCGUUGAGAGAUAAACGAACAGUGAGUAGUCAUUUUGUGCGUACCGAAAUCGCUGUUCGCAACGAGCGAGUCAGCAAGCAGCAACUACAGCUACUGCAAAUAUGCAUAGAACACCUUGAAGAGUUGGUCAUACGAGGCGAAAAGCUAUAUCUAGGGAUUGCUGAGGACAAAGGAAAAGACCGCCGGCAAUAUCAACUACCUGAUGGAUUGAUUGAUUGUUUCGAAGAUACAGCAUUUCUCUUGAUGCAAGCUACAUCAUCUGUCGUUGCUGUAAGAAACGAAGCAGACACAUGGAAGAAUACUUUCGGUCAAGCAAUUGACGAUUUGGAGACCCCUUCUUUACAAACCGCACUCGAGAAAACAGGCAAGCUGGCAGAGUCUGGCCGAGCCUCUAUGACCAAAGCUGAAAAGGCCUUGAUUCUUACAGUAGGCGAAGACAUCAUGGGCAGUAUGGGCAGUACGGGAAAUGCAGGACCGGAGUUGCUGGUCUCAGUCCUGCUCCAGAAUAUUGGAAAAAGAAGUCCUUUAGAUGGCGUAGAGAUGGAUAUCAAUCAGCUCUAUCAGGAGUAUACUUCGAAAUUGCAAUACCAAAUCAACCAGUUCCCUCGCAAACGUCUUCUCAGAACCAUCCACAAACUCCAGGAAGAGCUCACUGUAGUUCAGCUCGUGAACUCUUGGCAACAGAAGGCUUUCGAUUCCUUACUACAAGUUCUCGACCCACAAACAUAUAUCAAACCUCCGCUCGAUCGCGACAGUCUUUACCUACCGGAGUCGGAGUGUAUCAAUGACAGUCUCAAACUCUUACAAGUCAAAGCUGUGGAGCUCAAAGCUCUCGAGAAUCGGACCCAAUACCUUCGAGAGCAACUGAAGCAGAGUGUGGAGAUUCUCGAGGAAGACCAUGGCAAAGCUAUCUUGGUGUUCACUAUGAUCACCACCAUCUUCCUCCCCCUGUAA